AUGGCGAAUCCUGAAACUCAACGUCAGCCUCACCGGUCCAAAGCUCGACCGUCGUCAUCAAAGGCUCGACCGUCAACAUCAAAGUCUCGACCAUCAACAUCGAAGGCUAAACCGCCGGUUCAGGCUAGGGUUCCGCUGAGGCUGUUGCUUCGGGUAGCGUCAGUGGCUGGUGGCAUUCAGUUUGGCUGGGCCUUGCAGUUAUCGCUUCUCACGCCGUACGUGCAGCAGCUCGGGAUCCCGCACGCGUGGGCCAGCAUCAUAUGGCUCUGCGGCCCGCUCUCUGGGCUUCUGGUUCAGCCCCUGGUGGGCCACAUGAGCGACCGGUGCACCAGCCGGUUCGGGCGCCGGAGACCGUUCAUAUUAGUCGGAGCAGUGGCGAUUGUCAUCUCUGUUCUGUUAAUUGGUCACGCCGCGGACAUUGGGUGGUGGUUUGGCGACACCGAGAACCAUCGGCAGUACGCUGUGGCCGUUUUUGUGUUCGGGUUUUGGAUUUUGGACGUGGCUAACAACGUUACUCAAGGUCCUUGUAGAGCUUUGCUUGGCGAUCUUACUGGCAAGGAUCAUCGAAGGACACGUGUUGCAAAUGCUUAUUUUUCCCUGUUUAUGGCUAUUGGUAACAUUCUUGGUUAUGCAUCCGGAUCCUAUAGUGGUUGGUACAAGGUCUUUUCUUUCACACUUACCCCUGCAUGCAAUAUUAGUUGUGCAAAUCUCAAGUCAGCUUUCUUUCUCGACAUUGGUUUCAUUGCCCUCACCACCUAUAUCAGCAUCGUGGCAGCUCAUGAAGUGCCUCUAGGUUCAAGUGGGGCACACUCAGCAGGGGAGUCAGGUAGCGCAGAAGAAGCUUUCCUGUGGGAGCUAUUUGGGACAUUCAGAUAUUUUUCAAAAUCUAUAUGGACAAUACUGUCUGUUACUGCUCUAACAUGGAUUGGGUGGUUUCCAUUUCUUCUAUUUGAUACUGAUUGGAUGGGCCGAGAGAUUUAUGGUGGUGAGCCAAAUCAAGGCCCUAAUUAUGAUACUGGAGUUAGGAUGGGAGCGCUUGGUUUAUUGCUUAAUUCAGUUGUUCUUGGAAUAACAUCAGUGCUCAUGGAAAGGCUAUGUAGGAAGCGGGGAGCUGGGUUUGUGUGGGGAAUCUCAAAUAUCCUGAUGGCUGUCUGCUUUAUUGCAAUGCUUGUAGUAACCUAUGUGGCAAACAAAAUUGGCUAUGUAGGCAAAGAUCUACCACCGUCCGGCAUUGUUAUGGCUGCAUUGACAAUCUUUACCAUUCUUGGGUUUCCACUGGCAAUCACUUACAGUGUUCCAUAUGCAUUAAUUUCCACGCAUAUUCAGUCACUGGGGCUUGGCCAAGGAUUGUCAAUGGGAGUCCUAAACCUUGCAAUAGUGAUCCCGCAGGUUACUGCACAGGUCCGAGAAAAAGGGUGCACCACAUCUGAAGCUUAG
This is a messenger RNA of Gastrolobium bilobum, 1437 nucleotides long. RefSeq names its product sucrose transport protein SUC4-like. Gene Ontology annotation, biological process: sucrose transport. NCBI's taxonomy places the organism in Eukaryota, Viridiplantae, Streptophyta, Magnoliopsida, Fabales, Fabaceae. The record is from RefSeq and is a predicted model, not a curated record. Gene Ontology annotation, cellular component: vacuole; plasma membrane. Gene Ontology annotation, molecular function: sucrose:proton symporter activity. The transcript has 5 exons. Bases 1 to 1437 code for a protein of 478 amino acids.